AAAUUUAGUAAAUUGUACACCAUUGUACACAUUUCAUGAACUUUUGCCCGGUAGAAAAAAAAUUAUGCACUUUGCAUAGAGCUAAUAACAUAAAAUAAUACAUAUUAUGUAACGCAACAAAAUAUUUAUUAUUGUAAGUAAUUGAUUUAAACUUUCACAACAUUAGCAAGGAUCACGUAAUAAUUUGAGUUAAAUUAUCGGUCUUGCUUUUGCGCGGUAGCAUAUUUAUAUCCUAAUAUUCGAACACAAAAGUGUUCUUAAUACCUAUUACUUAGAAUCAGACUUAGAAUUUAGAAUGGUCGCUGAAGCUCCCACAGUAAAACUGUCUAAUGGAAAAGAAAUGCCAAUUGUCGGACUCGGCACUUACGCUAGAUCAGCUGACCCUGGACAGUAUAGUCAGGCUGUGGAAUCAGCUAUAGAAAUUGGUUAUAGGAACAUAGACACAGCUUCCAGUUACAACAAUGGAGAAGUCGGUGAAGGCAUUAAUAACAUGAUAAAAAAAGGUGUUGUUACACGGGAGCAACUCUUUAUUACUACUAAGUUAUGGAAUGCGGCAGGGCAAUCAGAUGUAGUGCCUGCUCUGAAGGAGUCAUUGGCUAAGCUUAAUUUAAGCUACGUCGACCUGUAUCUUAUACAUUGGCCAUUUUCAGUAAAUGAUAAAGGCGAAGAGGCAUCUAUAGACUACAUAGAAACAUGGAAGGGAAUGGAAGAAGCUGUAAAACUUGGCCUGACAAAAUCUAUUGGCGUGUCUAAUUUCAAUCAAGAACAGUUGGACAGAGUGCUAAAAGAAAGCAUGGUCAAACCUGUUGUAAAUCAGAUUGAGAUCAACCCAACUUUAACGCAACACAAAUUAGUCGACUAUUGUAUACGAAACUCCAUAAUACCAAUAGCUUAUACUCCUCUAGGUCUCAUAUCUGAGGCGAGGCCGGAGUUUAAAGAUUUAGAUCAUAUAAAAACUGAUCCGAAGCUAGGCGAAGUGGCUGAUAAACAUGGAAAGACGCGGGCACAGGUUGCUUUGAGAUAUUUGAUCCAACGGAAUAUUCCAGUCAUACCAAAGUCAUUCACCAAGUCUCGUAUACAACAGAACCUGGACAUUUUCGAUUUUCAACUAAAUGACGCAGAGAUGGCAAUAGUCGAUGGUUACAAUAUCGAUCAUCGAUGUGUUCCAGCUACCAAAUUCGCGCAUUUUAAAACUACCCUUUUGAAGAUUCUUUAGCUGGUUCGUGAAUACUCAUACGUAAAUGUUUCAAUCAAAGAUUUAUAAUUAAGUAAUAUUUUGAAAUUAUAUACUGAUUAGGGCACAAGUAAUUGUGUGUCCAAAACAAAAUAUUAUCAAAGGAAAUGCUUCAUUAUGUAUAUUUUAAUAAGGUCACAAUUUACAUAUUUCGUUUAAGCAUGAAUAUUAUUAAUUAUUUAUCAAACGGUAUAAUUAAAUUGUACCGUAUCAAUAGCAUUUACUAAAUGAUAAUUUAUGGUUGUGGAUUAUAUUUCAACAAAAUAAAUUAUGUUUACGUGA
Manduca sexta (tobacco hornworm) is the source of this 1516-nucleotide messenger RNA. Its product is annotated as aldo-keto reductase AKR2E4. Lineage: Eukaryota; Metazoa; Arthropoda; Insecta; Lepidoptera; Sphingidae. Gene Ontology annotation, cellular component: cytosol. The record is from RefSeq and is a predicted model, not a curated record. Gene Ontology annotation, molecular function: aldose reductase (NADPH) activity.